Suillus bovinus is the source of this 1835-nucleotide messenger RNA. RefSeq lists its product as uncharacterized. The coding region runs from base 114 to 1475 and encodes 453 amino acids. The record is from RefSeq and is a predicted model, not a curated record. Lineage: Eukaryota; Fungi; Basidiomycota; Agaricomycetes; Boletales; Suillaceae. The transcript is spliced from 3 exons.
AAUGCGAAAGCAGUGAUACAAUGGACACUUUAAAAAGUAAUUGAAGUUGUAGUAUUACUGCCAUGGAUUGACCCUUGGCACGCAUAUAACCCCGUCCUAGUCUGUCCCUUCCCAUGAGCCAACUACUAAGCACACCCCAAGCAGGUCCCAGCAAUAUUCCGAGUGGCGACAAAUCAGACACCCCACCACUCCCAAUACCACCCCUCACACGUUCCCAAUCACACCAUUCUACCGCCUCGAAAGCUUCAAAAGCCUCAAAGCCCAUCUCUCGCACCAGCUCACACACCCCGACAAACCGCGAAGUUCUACAGCUCCUCGCAGAUGCAGAGUCUGUCGUACGCGACCUCCGCGCAGACGUCUCUCUCUUGAAUUCACGACUUGCAUUCGAGCAGGACCGUGCUGAUAAUGCUGAGCUUAAAGCAAAGGAAGCAUGCAUACGGUUCAAAGAGGCCAACGAUGCACGCAUAGUCUCUCAAAGCGAGAUCGUACGUUUGACAGAAGAGCUCAGGUUAUACAAAGAUGCUCUCGAACAAGCCCAGAAGGAGAUUUUCCGUGCGCAGGGCGUGAUGAAGGAUGUGGAAGACAGGAGGAGGGAUGCAGAGGAGAGCGCUGCAAAGUCAAGGACUAGGUUGCGCAAAUUGAUGGAGGAGAAGAUGAUCGAAGCCGCUCGCGAGGAGGGCCGUAAACAGGGUCUUCAGGAAGGACUGGAGAUGGGGAAGGAUAUGGGGUACGUGCACGGGCGGACAAAGGGUUAUGCACAAGGUCGAGUAACAGCAGAUCGUGUCCUCGAACGCUACUUUUCUGCCCCUAGUGACGACGAAGGUAGCGAUUCGAGAGGUGACUUUGAGGCGCAGAAUACCCCGCGAUUCAGACCAGAACCGAUGUCGCGCACUUCCAGCGAACAAUCACGUCCUACUACGCCUACACGUCCCCGCGCACAACCGCAAACCCAACCACAGCAACAGCAACAGCAACGUCACCCACAGACCACAUCUGCGCGUAGUACCAUGUUCUCCCCUGCCCACGCGCUGAACGAUAUUCCUUCAGACGGCUGGAUCCCAGAAGCUGAUUCUUCUCUAAUCAUCCGCUUGCCACCUCCCCACGAGUUCCAGCGCUCGCGUCGUACGCCGUCCCCCAUUUGUUCAAGUCCUGACACACCUCUGCGCUCCCUGCCCCAAGAUCCUGUACUUAUGGUACCAGAGCCUCGAUCUCCUGGCGCGCCGUUAUAUUCGGUCCCUGCUUCCGAACCUCGUACCCAACGAACGGUACGUCGGAGAGCUUCGCGUACGGAAAGCGUGACCUCUACGAGGACGUCGGAACUAGAGCUGCUUAGUCCUCCGGAGCACCCUCAAUCCAGCGGACUGAGCGUCAUUCCCGAGGUUACGAGCGUACGUGAACAGAGUACGCCUAGUAGCCGGAGUAUGAGAGCGAGAGUAGAAGAAGAGGUAGACGAGGUGCGUCGUUUUGUUCGAUAGAACUCAUCUGGAGCGUCGGGGUUGAUCGAGUUGCAGGCUGGCUUCGUGCAUGUUUCUAUGCCGGUACCGCGUUCAUCUAGAGAACAGAUUCGGCUGCAGAAAACACCAUCUACUAUAUCAGUACCUAGAUCACCAGCACCAGAAUCAACGCGUCCGAUCAGUUCAUCAUCAUCUGGUACCGUCAACAUCACGAUCCAGCCGCCCUCGCGUCCCGCAUCUAACAUGUCGCAAGUAACACCAUCUGGGCAGCGCCCGUAUUACCUCAGUCCUGCAGACGCUGACCGCCCAUUACCACCGCCACCAUCGUCUUACGUGACACCGGCGAUGGUGCCUAUACCGCCUACAGGUAGUACGAUGUAU